AUGGACGCCAUCAACUACACUGCCUCGGGCUUCACGUCCGCCCUGGCCAACGCGAAGUACCCCAACGUCAACAUCCCCCCCCAGCUCGACUAUGUUGUCGAUGCCAUCUCCAAUGCUGGAGUCUGGACCCUCGCAUUUACCUUCAUUGCCAUGUGCAUUGUCUAUGAUCAGCUCAGCUACCUCAUGAACAAGGGCUCCAUUGUCGGUCCCGCCUGGAAGAUGCCCUUCAUCGGUCCUUUUCUCCAGUCCAUGGACCCCAAGUUCGAGGAGUACUACAACAAGUGGGCCAGCGGUCCCCUCAGCUGUGUCUCCGUCUUCCACAAGUUCGUCGUCAUCGCUUCCACUCGAGACAUGGCUCGGAAAGUCCUCAACUCCCCCUCGUACGUCAAGCCUUGCGUCGUCGAUGUUGCGCACAAGCUCCUCGGCCACGACAACUGGGUCUUCCUUGAUGGCAAGGCACAUGUCGACUUCCGCAAGGGUCUCAACAACCUUUUCACCCGCAAGUCCCUCGAGAGCUACCUGCCCGGCCAGGAGGAGGUGUACAACGCCUACUUCGAGCGCUUCGUCAACCUCACCAAGGAGAACAACGGCAACCCCAUGCCCUUCAUGACCGAAUUCCGUGAUGUCAUGUGCGCCGUUUCUUGCCGCACUUUUGUCGGCCACUACAUCUCUGAUGAGGCCGUCAAGAAGAUUUCCGAUGACUACUACCUGAUCACUGCCGCUCUUGAGCUUGUCAACUUCCCCAUCAUCAUCCCCUACACCAAGACCUGGUACGGCAAGAAGGCCGCUGAUAUGGUCCUGGCCGAGUUUGCCAAGUGCGCCGCCAAGAGCAAGGUUCGCAUGGCCGCUGGUGGCGAUAUUACCUGCAUCAUGGACGGCUGGGUUGUGCAGAUGAUCAAGUCCGAGGCUUGGCGCGAGGCCGAGGCGAAGGGAGACACUGAGGGUAUCGAGAAGCCUCAGCCUCUCCUCCGCAUGUUCAACGACUAUGAGAUCUCCCAGACCAUCUUCACCUUCCUCUUCGCCUCGCAGGAUGCCACCAGCAGCGCUUGCACUUGGUUGUUCCAAAUCAUGGCCCAGAGACCCGACGUUUUAGACCGUGUCCGAGAUGAGAACCUGAAGGUCCGCAAUGGCAACACCACCGCUGAGGUCAAUAUGGACCAGCUUGAGUCCCUGACUUACACCCGCGCCGUCGUCCGCGAGCUACUGCGAUACCGACCCCCCGUCCUGAUGGUUCCUUACCUGGUCAAGAAGCCGUUCCCCAUCAGCGAUACCUACACCGUCCCCAAGGGUUCCAUGUUGAUCCCCACCACAUACAUGGCGCUCCACGACCCGGAUGUGUACGAGAACCCCGACUACUUCGACCCCGAGCGAUACUACACCGGCGAUGCUGAGGAGAAGGGCAAGAAGAACUAUCUGGUGUUCGGUGUGGGCCCUCACUACUGCCUCGGCCAGCAGUAUGCUCAGCUGAACCUGGCGUUGAUGAUUGGAAAGGCGUCGAUGAUGCUGAACUGGAAGCACCAUGCCACUCCUCGGUCUGAGGAGAUCAAGGUGUUUGCUACCAUCUUCCCCAUGGAUGACUGCCCUUUGACUUUCGAGGACAGGAAGUGCUGA
This is a messenger RNA of Ilyonectria robusta, 1611 nucleotides long. RefSeq names its product cytochrome P450 61. Bases 1 to 1611 code for a protein of 536 amino acids. The transcript has 5 exons. The record is from RefSeq and is a predicted model, not a curated record. Gene Ontology annotation, molecular function: heme binding; monooxygenase activity; iron ion binding. NCBI's taxonomy places the organism in Eukaryota, Fungi, Ascomycota, Sordariomycetes, Hypocreales, Nectriaceae. Gene Ontology annotation, biological process: sterol metabolic process.